This is a messenger RNA of Rotaria sp. Silwood1, 2319 nucleotides long. Lineage: Eukaryota; Metazoa; Rotifera; Eurotatoria; Philodinida; Philodinidae. The record is from the annotation of a GenBank genome assembly.
AUGGGAUCAAAACUUAUAAAACAAUGUUUAGCUUGGAAUCAAAUAUCUAAACACAAAACUAUUCGAUGGUCGAAACCUGCAGUUUCUUCAACUACAACAAAAGCAAUCACAGAUUUGAUCUCUCGUGUACUUGAUGAUGCUCCAGUUGCUCAAUUGUUUCAAGUUUUGAUCAGUGCUAACUUAACAGUUAAUGACAAAGAUGUUUUUCAACUUUCCAAUGGUUUUACACCUGGAUCAAUACUGAUAUCAGCAUCAUCAGGUGUAGCUGCUGCAAUGGGAUUCAAUUACUAUCUCAAAUAUGUUGCACAGAAUUCAUUUUAUUGGUCAGGCAAAAAUAUCCAACUACCUCAAUCAUCAUUAAUUCCAUUAUCUACACAGAUUCAAAUUGUGGUCAAUGAUGUUUUUCGUUGGUAUGGUAAUCCAUGUACAUUCAGUUAUUCAGCUGUAUUUUGGAAUUUUUCCAGAUGGGAAAAAGAGAUAGAUUGGAUGGCUAUGAAUGGUAUCAAUAUAGCAUAUGCAACAACUGGAAUGGAAUAUAUUUUUAGUAAAGUCUUUCUACGAAUGGGUUUUACUCAAUCGGAAUUAGAUGAUUAUUUCACGGGACCAGCUUUUUUAGCUUGGCAUCGUAUGGGUAAUCUUCAAAAGCAUGCUGGUCCAUUGUCAAGAAAAUGGCAUGAAUCACAAUUUGAACUUGCUAAACAAAUAAUUCAAAGAAUGACUGAUAUUGGAAUCAUUCCAGUUCUACCUGCUUUCACUGGUUUCAUGCCUCGUACUGCACCUAAACAUUUUCCUACAGCGAAAUUUCAUUAUUCGGCGAAUUGGGUUGGCUUCGGUUGUAAUGAAUCUUGUUUGCCAUAUCUUGAUCCAACUGAUCCAUUUUUUCAAACAGUUGGUGUUGCCCUACUUAAUGAAACAAUUGUUUCUCUCAACAUAGAUUCACAUUAUUUUGCUUGUGAUCUAUUCAAUGAGAUGCCACCACCGAUUGGUGAUCUCAAUUAUUUGGCUGAUAUCAAUGCACGCAUUUUUCAAACUAUGCAAACGGUUGAUCCUGAUGCUGUUUGGGUGAUGUUAGCUUGGUUAUUUCUUGAAGAUUUUUGGACGCCUGAUCGUGUGAAAAGUUAUCUGAGCAAAGUUCCUCAAGGAAAUCUCAUUUUAUUAGACCUCUACUCUGAAGCGAUACCACAAUAUGCACGUUUUCAAUCAUUCUAUGGACAUUUUUAUAUAUGGAAUAUGUUACAUGAUUUUGGUGGUAAUAAUGAUUUGUUCGGUUCUCUUGUUGAUGUUACCAAUGGACCACAAGCUGCUCGUAACUAUUCAGGUCAAUAUAUGAUUGGUGUUGGUAUCACAAUGGAAGGUAUAAAUCAAAACGAAAUUAUGUAUGAAUUUGCACUGGAACAAUCAUGGCGCACUCCAUUGAAAGCGAGUGAAUUAAAUCAAUGGUUAGUCGAUUUUGUCUUACGUCGAUAUGCAAGUAAUGAUGCAAUGCCUACUUCUGCACUGUACGCUUGGCAAAUAUUAGGAAAUUCAGUUUAUCAGAAAACUCAGAGUGGUGGUUAUUCAUUAAUGUUACACAGACCAGGAGUUAGUGAAGAUCAAGCUAUCAAUUUCGAUCUCAAAUCUCUAUUUUUUGCUUGGGAACUGUUAGUGGAUGCGUCAGCUGAACUUGAUUCGGAUUUAUUUCGAUAUGAUUUAGUAGAUAUUACUAAAGAAGUUCUACAAUAUAAAUUUGCUAUUGAUUAUAGUCAAUUGAUAGCUGCUUUCAAUCAAAAAGAUCUCUACGGAGUUGGUAAUCAAGCAGCUAUUCUUGUUGAUAUUUUGGCUGAUAUGGAAAUGGUAUUAGCGUCAGAUCGUCGUUUUCUAUUAGGUAAUUGGAUCGGUGAUGCAUUAAAAUUUGCAAAGAGUGAAGAAGAAAUUCAUUUUUAUAAUUUUAAUGCUAAACUUCAAAUAUCUAUUUGGGGAAAUAAUUAUACAUUAGAAUUAUAUGAUUAUGCAAGUAAAUUUUGGUCUGGAAUGAUUCAAGACUAUUAUGCUCCUCGAUGGCAUGUCUUCUUUGACAUGUUACUUAAAAGUCUUGUAGAAGGUCAACCUGUUGAUAGUGGUGUUUUGGAGGAACGUUUAUUUCUCGAAGCUGAAUUACCAUUUAUUAUGUUAGAUACAAAGCAUUAUCCAACAACUACACAAGGUGAUUCAAUUAUGAUUGUUCGUGAAUUAUACAAUAAAUAUCGAUCGACAUUGAACAAUAUUGAUGUGCCAUUAAGCAUUCCAAAACAACAAUUUCCUUUUAAGCAUUAUUUCAAUUAUAACAAAAAAAUACAAUAA